This is a messenger RNA of Tuber melanosporum (Perigord truffle), 1804 nucleotides long. RefSeq lists its product as uncharacterized. Lineage: Eukaryota; Fungi; Ascomycota; Pezizomycetes; Pezizales; Tuberaceae. The record is from RefSeq and is a predicted model, not a curated record. The transcript has 3 exons. The coding region runs from base 742 to 1584 and encodes 280 amino acids.
UGUUUUCCUUCCCACCUUACAAUAUGAUACCCCAUCCCUCCAAUCAUGAAACCGCGCUCUACGAAUGUAUAUACCUCAUCGUUUCAAAUGCCCGCACGGGCAGAGCCAUUCUAUUUGAAAUGAAAAGAAUAAAUUCCCCUCCCUUCCACCUCAAUGCCCGGAGGUGGGUGGUCAGUGAAGCUGGGCUAGGAAAGAGUAUGAAGCAAGACUUCGCCUCCUUCUUCAAUCCUUUAUUUUUCGCUUCGACAGCCGCAGCGGUACUCUUGCAUCCUGCUCAUGUGAUCGAGUGAGAUCGAGACCAACAAGCAAAGAAAGAAAGCUAGUGAGCAAGAGGGAGGGCGGUUAAAAAUAUUAUAUUUUGUUUUAGGGGUCGAAGGGAGUUUUUUUCAAGAGGCUUGGUAUUGGUCUUUUUACUCUUACUACUUCCGGUGAGCACGCUAGGGGUUUGUGGGAGAUAAAGAGGAGGGGAAAGAAGGCGACGGUGGAGCACAGGCUGGAUCUCGACUUCAAAAAUUGUAUCGCCAUUAUUCACAGUACUAGAGAGCGUCAAUACUAUCAUACCACCGCACCGCCAACGUUACCGCUAUUGUCGCCGGCUGCAAACCACCAAGCAGACAAACCGGAUACUUACCGACGGACGGGGGAACCCCGCUCACGACAAUUCACGCAGUGUCACCACCACCACCACCACCACUAACACCACCAUUAAGCUACUAAACAAUCUAACAAAGACCCACCAAAAUGUCAAUCUGGGCCUCCAAACCCACCCCGCCAACGCCCCCGCUCCACACGACCGGAAAAACUUACCACUCAACCCUCCUCCUCCUCCUCGCACACUCCCUCGAGCCAUUCCCAGCACCGGCGCCGGACCCUGGCCAAAUAAUCGAAGUUCCCUCGCUCCUGCCGCCGCCCCCGCACCGGCGCACAUUUCCAGCUGCGUCCGCGCCCUCGCGUGGAAGGAGCACCCGCGUGUCGGUGAGGAAGGACAGUUCCUGGUGGGAGGAGCACGGCGGUGAAGCGCUCCGGGUGAGGGAGGAAGUUGACGACCUCCAGCAUGACUUGAGGCUCGCAGCCCGGUUGCAGAAUCGGGUUUUGGAAAUUGAAGAGGGGGGGAGGAGGGCAAUAUGGGGCAGCGGGGCGCCACUAGGGAGCGCGGAAGAGAUUAAAGUGCUGAAGAAGGAGUGGGAGGGAGCAGUCGCGGGGGUUGUUGCGCUUUCGCGACGUAAACAAAUCGCUACAACACCAUCUACACCUCGAACACCACUCCCAGCAAUUCCCUCCCCCGACGCGUCAACAGGAUUACCCACCCCCCGCUCAAGCGGAACUCCACGAAUUUCUGAGGGCUGGUUCAGGGACAGUCGGCGGAGCCUUGGUUUCGACACAUCGCCUUCGAUAAAAUCGCAGGAAGUAUCUGAACACCGUAAACGGAGGAGCGCUGGGAACGGGGACGUGCUUACCCCGCCACCAUCCCCGCCACCUUUAUGUAGCGGAGGAGAAACGCGGGAGAGGGAUAGUGCGGCAGAGUUGCCAAAGUUCGAGUACAUCCCUAUUAAGGUACCACCUUUGGUUAAGUAUCCCAUUUGAAUAGGCAGCUUGGCGGGGGUUGUGGGUUUAUGUUAGAUGGGGAUGAGUCGGGAUGGAGCGAGAGUUUAUAAACGGGGCGUUGGGGAUUAUUUCGUGAUUUGUGCAUAUCUAUCAUAGGCUAGACUGGGUGGGAUGGACAGGAUUGGGUGGGACGGGAUAUUGCGAUAUCCUUUAUUAAAUUUACUAAAUUUGUUUAUUAUCUGGGGGGGUUCUACAAUAC